UCUCGGCAUCCUAAUCCAAGUCUGAGCCAAUGGCCAUCAAAGCCAGAAACUGAGCGUCAAACCCAUUUUCAUAAACGUUUCCACUGCUUUCUGCCAUUGAGCACCGACAGCGAGGCCGACGAGAAGCCGCAGGUGGUGGCGCAGGCUCAUGAAAGGCCUCGACACGAAGCUCUGAUUUUGCCCGGUCAAACUCAACCAAAACACAAGCACAUAAGCGCUUCCUUUUUUUCAUGGCCGCUCAAACCCAUUCUUCACCUUCCAAAUCUCGUUGGAACUACGAUGUCUUCCUCAGUUUCAGAGGUGCAGAUACCCGCAAGAACUUCACCGAUCACCUCUACUCUGCUCUGAUUCGAGCCGGGAUUCGGACCUUCCGAGAUGACGAGGAGCUUCGAAGUGGGAACAACAUCUCUACUGAACUACUCAACGCGAUUCAUGGAUCGAGGAUUUUUAUUGUGGUUUUCUCCAAAGACUAUGCUUCUUCUAGGUGGUGCCUUGAUGAACUUGCAGAGAUUGUGCAAUGUAAGAAUAACAUAGGCCACACUCUCAUUCCCAUAUUUUAUCAUGUGGACCCCUCGCACGUUAGAAGACAGACCGAAACGUUUGCCAAAGCAUUUGCCAAGCAUGAAGGGCGGUUUCAAGCAGAUAUGGAGCGGGUACAAAGGUGGAGAGAAGCUCUUACUGAAGCUGCAAACUGUUCCGGUUGGGAUCUCGGGAGUGUUGCAAACGGGUAUGAAUCGAGGUUUAUCGACAAGAUUAUUGAAGAAGUUUUAGGUAAAGUGAAGCCAACUCACUUAAAGGUUGCCAUACACCCAACAGGAAUGAAUUCUCGUAUUGAGGAGAUAAAAGUUUUAUUAAAUCUUGGAACAAAGGAUAUUGUUCGCAUUGUGGGCAUAUAUGGGAUGGGGGGAAUUGGUAAAACCACCAUAGUAAAAGCUGUCUACAACCAAAUAUGUGAUGGAUUUGAAGGAGGCAGUUGUCUUUUGAACAUCAAAGAACAUUCAGAACAGUUCAAUGGUUUAGUUCAUUUACAAGAAAAACUUCUUUAUGAUAUCGUGAAAAAAAAUUUGAAGAUUGACAAUGUUGAUGAAGGAAUCGAAUUGAUUGAGGAAAGAAUUCAAGGCAAAAGAGUUCUUGUUGUUCUUGAUGACGUAGAUGACUUGAAACAAAUACACACUUUAGUUGGAAACUUCAAAAAGUUUGGUCUAGGAAGUAGACUCGUGGUAACAACUAGAGAUGAACAUUUACUAACUCAAUUACAAGUAAAUGGAAAGUAUGAGGUUAAAAAAUUAGAUCAGUUGGAGUCUCUUCAACUUUUCAGUUGGCAUGCUUUUGGGAUGGCCGAACCAAUAGAAGGUUACUUGGACCUUUCAAUUAGCGUAGUGAAAUAUGCUGGAGGACUUCCAUUAGCUCUUGAAGUUUUGGGUUCAUAUCUCUUAAGAAGAAGCAUUAUUGAAUGGAAAAGUGCAUUGGAACAAUUGCAUACAAAUCCUCACCGCCAAAUUCAGAGAAUACUUCAAAUAAGCUUUGAUUCAUUGGAUGAUAAAACAAUGGAAAUAUUCCUUGAUAUUGCAUGUUUCUUUAUUGGCAUGGACAAAGAAUAUGUCAACAAGAUUCUCCAUGGAUGUGGUUUCUUUCCAGAUAUUGGCAUCAAUAUUCUCAUUCAAAGGUCCCUUGUGACAAUUGAUUACUAUAAUAGGUUGAGGAUGCAUGAUCUAAUUCGAGAUAUGGGAAGAGAAAUUGUUUGCAAAAGGUCAUCCAAUGAUCUGGGAAAACGUAGUAGGUUGUGGUUUCACGAGGAUGCCUUCAAUGUAUUAGGCAAGCAUAUGGGAUCGGAACUAGUGGAGGGUAUCAUCCUAAAUCAGCCUGUACUUGAAGAUGUAUAUUUACAAACUGAAACGUUUGCAAUGAUGAAGAAUUUGAGAUUGCUCCAAAUCAAUGCUGUAUAUCUCACUGGAUCCUAUGAACAUAUUUCCAAAGAGCUAAGAUGGCUUUGCUGGCAUAAAUGCCCUCUGAAAUCUCUGCCACUAAGUUUUUCUCUAGAGAAUCUUGCUGUUCUUGACAUACAACAUAGUCAAAUCAAACAAGUCUGGAAGGAGAACAAAAUAUUCAACAAGUUGAAAGUCCUUAAUCUCAGCGAUUCCAAAGAUCUCACUAAAUCACCAAACUUCUUACAAGUCCCACAUCUAGAAAUUCUGAUACUUGAAGGUUGCACAAACCUAAUUGAGGUUCAUGAAUCUAUUGGACAUUUGGAAGGACUUGUUUUACUAAAUCUAGAAGGAUGCAAGAAACUAAGGGAUCUGCCAAGAAGCAUUUGUAAUUUAAUCUCUCUUGAAAUUCUUAACUUGUCUGGCUGCUUAAAACUUGACAAGUUACCGGAGCAAUUGGGGAAUAUGAUGGCUCUAAAAGAGUUGCUUGCAGACAGAACUGCUAUCAAGCAACUACCAUCCUCCGUUGGUCUUUUGAAGAAUCUCAAAACUGUAUCAUUAUUCGGAUACGAAGGAGAAUCCUCAAACUCUUGGUUGUCAUGUUUCUCAUCGUGGAUUUCACCCAAAAGCUCGGUCUGCAAAAGUUUGUUGCCAGCUUCUGUUUCUAGAUUAUGUCUUUUGAGUAGACUAUGUCUCAGGCAGUGCAGUUUGUCUGAAGAUGGAUUCCCCAUUGAUCUUGGCAGUUUAUCUUCACUCCGAGAUUUGACUUUAUCCGGAAACGAUUUUCGCAACCUGCCAAAUUGCAUCAGUCAGCUUCCUAAAUUAACUUAUUUGUAUUUGAAUGAUUGCACGACUCUUCAAUCAAUUUCAGGACUCCCUGCAAGUUUAAGGAUCGUAUAUGCAGAAGACUGCACAUCACUGGAAAGACUAUCAGUUUUGCCACACGUGAAAAAUAGACAAUUUUUUUUCCUUCGUAACUGCCAUAAACUGGUUGAGAUUCAAGGCUUGAAACCUUCAUCAAUCAUUCACAUGGAAGGAUGCAACAAUUUGGCCUAUGAUUUUACUGAGAGUCUCCUCCAGUGUCCGUCGACCAAGAGUGCUAAUCAGUAUAGUGCUAUUUUCCUCCCUGGUAGUGAGGUUCCAAAUUGGUUCAGCCAUCAGAGCAUUGGAUCUUCAAUAUCCUUUCACGUACCUGCAAUUUCAGAGGGUGAAAUCCGGGGCUUGCUUGUUUGUGCUGUUUAUGCAGCCAAGGAAGAACCCGAUGAGAUUGGUGGUGCUACUGGUUGUCGCAUGAAAAUCAAUAAUAAAACCAGAGGCUACCGAUACACUAACUGGAAAACAUUCAGUGUUCUUCCUAUAACCUGUGAAGAUCAUUUCUUUGUCUACCACACGCCACUGAUAAAAAAUCAAUUGGAGAUGGAAACUGGAGACAAAAUGGAGGUGUCCAUCGAACCAUGGAGGGCGAUUGAAGUGAAGAAGUGUGGAAUUCAUCUACUAGUUCAAGACUCUAAUGUAGUAGAUGAAUUUGGAAGUGUGGUCCAACAUGUGGAUUCUGAUACUGCUACUGAUGGUUCUGCGAAUGAAGGGAAGGUUUCUGAUGGUGAGGACUGAGGACUGACUAUUACAGUGUUUAUCAGCAAACCAAGGGCAUGAUUCACUCAAACAUUGGGUUGGUGGUGGCAACGAUGGUCAGAAAUUCUUUUGCAUCCAAGAAAGGUGUUGGUGGGUCACCCACUGAUCAUGCCACGCCACCAACUGGCAUGGGUGGGGUUGGGUGGCCCCUUGUUGGUGAGAGGGAGGUGGUUGACUUUUUUUUUUUUUUUUUCUUUUUUCUUUUUUCUUUUUUGGCACUUUGGUACACAUGGAAAUAUUUUAUUGGGUCUCGUACGGUCUUAUACAUCCCUGUCACAAAUUUCAUUGAAAACUUUAGCAACUAGUGCAUGGAGGGAGCGAUUUGAUAAAAGAGUAUACCAUUUGAAGUGA
Molecule: messenger RNA, 3908 nt
Organism: Corylus avellana
Lineage: Eukaryota; Viridiplantae; Streptophyta; Magnoliopsida; Fagales; Betulaceae
Product: TMV resistance protein N-like
Biological process (GO): signal transduction; defense response
Molecular function (GO): protein binding; ADP binding
Source: RefSeq, a predicted model, not a curated record